UUCUGAUUCCCACCUAUUUAUCUCAAUCUCAUCUCUUUCUAAAAGGUUAGAUCUUGAGUCCCAUUUUGCUCAAGUUCUCACCUUCCCUAAUUCAAAUCUUCCAACACCAAUUCCCCAUCCUUAAUCUCCUUUUUUCUUAUCGUUAAUCAAAACCCAAUUGCUUGUUUCCAAGUUGUCGAUUUUGAUUAAUUAAAAGAAAAAAAGAGAAAAUCAAACAAGGAGAUGGUGAUUAUAAAAGGAAAAAAUAAGUUAGGAUGGAGGAAUCUAGGAUCGGUUUGAUGAUAGGUAAAAAAAGCUCUCUAAUCUCUUUCUCAUCACCAAGAGAUCUUGGCAAUGUUCAUGUGAACUUCGAAUGCCGAUCUCGAUUCCAGACACAGUCGGCAUCGGCAUUCGAUUCCUAUUCCAUUGCUUUGGAGGUGGCCUUCUUUGAGACUCAAAUUUGAGUCUUUUGAUUAGGCUGUGCUGUUAUAUAUUUUCUUUUCAAACAAGCUUCCACUUCCUCUUCUUCCUUUUCUUUCCAGUCUGGCCCAUUACUAUCUUUUUGUUUGGUUGUUUGUGUUGAAUGUUCUUGUGGCUUUUGUUUGUGGUUUGACGGAUUCCGGAGUCGGUUUCUGAUUCCGUGAGAAAUGGAUUCCCGUAAAUUCAAUGAAACCGGUGCUAAUAUGGAGCCUGAUUAUGUUGAAAAGGACCCGAAAGGCCGAUACAUAAGGUAUCGGGAAGUUCUCGGUAAAGGUGCAUUCAAGACAGUUUACAAAGCAUUCGACCAAAUCGACGGAAUUGAAGUUGCAUGGAACCAAGUGAGGAUCAAUGACGUAUUACAGUCUCCAGACGACUUUGGAAAGUUGUAUUCCGAAGUUCGUAUUCUUAAAUCACUAAAACACAAGAACACCAUCAAGCUUUUCGAUUCAUGGAUUGAUACCAAGAACAAGACUUUGAACAUGAUCACAGAGCUCUUCACAUCAGGAAACCUACGCCAAUAUAGUAAGAAGCAUAAAAGUGUUGAUAUGAAAGCGAUUAAGAAUUGGGCAAGACAGAUUUUGCAUGGUCUUGAUUACCUUCAUAGUCAAAACCCUCCGGUGAUUCAUCGGGAUAUUAAAUGUGACAACAUUUUUGUUAAUGGAAACCAUGGUGAAAUUAAAAUCGGUGAUCUUGGAUUGGCUACUGUUUUGCAACAACCAACUGCUAAAAGUUUCAUAGGAACCCCUGAAUUUAUGGCACCCGAGCUUUAUGAGGAGGAAUAUAAUGAACUUGCUGAUAUAUAUUCAUUCGGUAUGUGCAUGUUGGAAAUAGUAACUUUUGAGUACCCAUAUAGCGAAUGCAAAAACCCAGCUCAGAUUUACAAGAAAGUUACCUCUGGGAUUAAACCGGCUUCUCUUGAGAAAGUGAGUGAUCCAAAAGUGAAAGAAUUCAUAGAGAAAUGUUUGGUUCCGGCGAACCAAAGGUUAUCUGCUAAGGAGCUUUUGAAAGAUCCGUUUUUGGAGAUCAUGAAUCUCCGAAAGCCAAUGCAGAGUCCAUUGCCAAGAUCGUUAAGCCAUGUAAGCACUGCAAAUCAUGCAGUUGUUGAACUUUGUAGAGUGUAUGAAGGAAAUGAGUUUAAGCUCAAAGGCACCAAGAACGACAAAAAUUCAGUUUCUUUAACCAUACGAAUCGCUGACCCAAGUGGCCAAGUGAGGAACAUACAUUUCCUAUUUUACAUCAACACCGACACCGCACUAUCAGUCUCACAUGAGAUGGUUGAACAACUCGAGUUACAAAAACAUCAUGUGUCUUUCAUCACCGACUUUAUCAACGAAGCAAUCACAAGAAUCUUACCUUCAAAAACUUUGGGGUUUGAAGAUCUUAAUGAUGUUUCAAAAGGGAGAGCGAUAACAAGAAGUCGUUCAUUUCUUUCAUUAUGUGAAAGUGAUGAGAUCAAGGAAAUGGUAGAAUUAAAAGCAACAGAAUCAGGGUAUAAGAGAUGGUGUAAAGAGAUGAAAAGGGGGAGGAAGAAGGGAGUUGAAGCCACUAGAAAGAGAUGUAUAAUGAUUUCAUGAGAUUAGAGAAUUUUGUGUUGAUUUGAGAGUAGGGAACGGGUAUGUAUGUUAGUAUGUAUCCUUGUGCAAUUUAACUUUGUUCCUUUCUCAAAAAAAUGCAAAUAUAAUAGAGUCUACUUGCAUAA
Lactuca sativa (garden lettuce) is the source of this 2158-nucleotide messenger RNA. Its product is annotated as putative serine/threonine-protein kinase WNK6. NCBI's taxonomy places the organism in Eukaryota, Viridiplantae, Streptophyta, Magnoliopsida, Asterales, Asteraceae. Gene Ontology annotation, biological process: protein phosphorylation. The record is from RefSeq and is a predicted model, not a curated record. Gene Ontology annotation, molecular function: protein kinase activity; ATP binding.